Molecule: messenger RNA, 3798 nt
Organism: Komagataella phaffii GS115
Lineage: Eukaryota; Fungi; Ascomycota; Pichiomycetes; Pichiales; Pichiaceae
Product: Aminophospholipid translocase (flippase) that maintains membrane lipid asymmetry in post-Golgi secre
Exons: 1
Coding region: 1-3798 (1265 amino acids)
Biological process (GO): phospholipid translocation; endocytic recycling; intracellular protein transport
Cellular component (GO): plasma membrane
Molecular function (GO): ATPase-coupled intramembrane lipid carrier activity; magnesium ion binding; ATP binding
Source: RefSeq, a predicted model, not a curated record
AUGAGUCGAAAGAAUAACAAUUUCUCUUUUGAGCAGGAAAGUGACAUCGAUGACAUUGACCUUCUAGCUGACGAUAUACCUGCUUCUAGUAAUCAACAUCAAGCGAGUUCAAACGGAGCUACAGCCGGACAGAACUCUAAUCCUUUCAAGGACCCAUCCAUAGAGGACCAGUACAUCUAUCCGGACGUAGAGUUGGUGGAUCUGCAAAGUCGGAUAGACACAUCCUCAGCUCCGUUGAAUAGUAAUGGGAACCCAUUUGCAGACUCUAACCAGGUGUUCGAUGAUGACAAUGACAUUUUGAACGAAAGAGUGGCAGAUAACAGAAGAGAUCUUCCUGAUUUCAACUCUCCAAAUGAGUCCAAGUUUGAUAUCAAGAUGUACUGGAGUAAACUUUUAGGGAAACCUUAUAGUAAGGUACGAGAUAAUUCCAGCCCAAGGAUCAUCCAUCUAAAUGACCCCGUUACAAACAGUCAUUUUAGAUACAUGGACAACCACAUUUCCACAACAAAAUAUAAUCUAGCGACCUUUGUUCCAAAGUUCCUAUUUGAACAGUUUUCCAAGUAUGCAAACUUGUUCUUUUUAUUUACUUCCAUCAUCCAACAAAUUCCAGGAGUUACUCCAACGAAUCGUUAUACAACAAUCGGUACUCUUCUAGUCGUUCUUACUGUGUCAGCAAUCAAAGAGAUUAUGGAAGAUCUGAAAAGAAAUAGCGCCGAUAAGGAGCUCAAUUCCUCAAAAACAAUGGUACUUGACUCUAAAGCUCAAAAUUUUGUCCCCAAGAGUUGGCUCAAUUUGAAGGUGGGAGAAAUUGUCAAAGUAUCAAACGGCGAGCCUUUUCCAGCCGAUUUACUUUUAUUGAGUUCUUCAGAGCCUGAGGCUCUGUGCUACAUUGAAACUGCCAAUCUGGACGGAGAAACCAAUUUAAAGAUCAAGCAAGGUAAAUCUCAAACUUCUCAUUUAACAAGUCCUCGGCAGCUUUGCAAUUUACAGGGGAAAGUACUUUCAGAGAAUCCUAAUUCAAGUCUGUAUACAUAUGAAGGAACUAUUACCUUUGAUAAUCAAGAAGUUGCCCUUUCUCCCGACCAAAUGCUUUUGAGAGGUGCUAAUUUGAAAAACACUAACUGGGUUGUUGGAUUGGUGGUUUUUACUGGCCAUGAAACAAAACUGAUGAGAAAUGCCACAGCUGCGCCGAUCAAGAGGACAAAUGUUGAACGAAUUAUUAAUCUUCAAAUUUUGGCCCUAUUUGGAAUUCUAAUCACUUUAUCUCUAAUUUCUUCACUUGGAAACAUCAUCAAGUUGCAACUGGACGGGAAUGAACUAGGCUAUUUGGAUCUUGAGAAUACAAACAAAGUGGGCUUAUUUUUCAAAAACAUUCUAACCUUUUGGAUUCUCUUCUCUAAUCUGGUGCCCAUUUCGUUGUUCGUCAGUGUUGAAUUAAUAAAAUAUUAUCAAGCUUUUAUGAUUGCUUCAGACUUAGAUAUUUAUGAUGAAGAAAAGGACACCCCUACUGUGUGCCGAACAUCUUCUUUAGUUGAGGAACUUGGCCAGAUUGAGUACAUAUUCUCUGAUAAAACAGGUACUCUCACAAGAAACAUUAUGGAGUAUAAAGCAAGUUCAAUUGCAGGUCGUUGUUAUAUCAAAGAUAUCCCAGAAGAUAGGAGGGCUAUUGUUGGUGAUGAUGGUAUUGAAAUUGGUUUUCACAACUUUGAGGAAAUGUAUCAGGAUUUAAAUUCAGACGAACUGGGAAACAUUAUUAAUGAGUUCUUUACUUUGUUAGCUACAUGUCACACAGUAAUCCCAGAGGUUCAAGAUGAUGGUACUAUCAAAUACCAGGCCGCAUCGCCAGACGAAGGAGCCUUGGUUCAAGGUGCGGCAGAUGUUGGAUAUAGGUUCACAGUGAGAAAACCGAACUCAGUCGUCUUCGAGAAUACCCAUCUUGGAAGGAAAUAUACCUACGAACUACUGGAUGUUUUAGAAUUCAACUCCACCAGAAAGAGAAUGUCUGGUAUUUUCAAGUGUCCCGAUGGCCGCAUCAGAUUGUAUUCGAAAGGGGCAGAUACCGUUAUUUUCGAAAGGUUAUCACCUAGUGGAAAUCACUUUGUGGAGGCUACUACCAGGCAUUUGGAAGACUUUGCUGCAGAGGGGUUGCGGACAUUGUGCAUAGCGACAAGAGUGAUUUCUGAAGAAGAAUAUUUGGAGUGGAAACCAAUCCAUGAUAAGGCCUCCACAACGUUGGUAGAUCGUCAACAAAAAAUGGAUGAUGCAGCGGAGUUAAUUGAAAAAGAUUUAUUCCUGUUGGGAGCUACAGCAAUUGAAGACAAACUGCAAGAUGGCGUUCCAGAUACAAUUUCCUCUUUGCAGGAGGCAGGUAUCAAGAUUUGGAUAUUAACUGGUGAUCGACAGGAAACUGCUAUUAAUAUUGGUAUGAGUUGUCGUUUACUUUCUGAAGAUAUGAAUCUCUUGGUGAUAAAUGAGGAUUCGAAGGAAGAGACGAGGGAUAAUAUGCUGAGCAAGUUGACAGCGUUGCAUGAAAAUCAAGUUUCUGCUGAAGACAUGAGAUCCCUGGCAUUGGUUAUCGAUGGUAAAUCAUUAGGUUACGCCCUGGAUCCAGAUCUUGAGGACUAUUUCCUUGAAAUCGGAGUAAUGUGUAGGGCUGUUAUUUGUUGCCGUGUUUCUCCACUUCAAAAGGCCCUGGUGGUAAAGAUGGUUAAACGAAGAAAGAAGGCUCUUCUAUUAGCAAUUGGUGAUGGUGCAAAUGAUGUCAGCAUGAUUCAAGCUGCCCAUGUUGGUAUUGGUAUCAGUGGUAUGGAGGGUAUGCAAGCUGCGAGAAGUGCUGAUUUCUCUAUCAGUCAGUUUAAGUUUUUGAAAAAAUUGCUCAUCGUACAUGGGGCUUGGUCUUAUCAAAGGAUCAGUGAGGCAAUUCUUUACUCGUUCUACAAAAAUAUUGCAUUGUACAUGAUCCAGUUUUGGUACGCUUUCUCAAAUGCCUACAGUGGCCAAACUGUUGUGGAGUCUUGGACAUUAACUUUGUACAAUGUUUUUUACACUGUGGCUCCGCCAAUUGUUAUAGGAAUAUUUGAUCAAUUUGUGAGUGCUCGUUACUUGGAUAGAUAUCCACGGUUAUACCGUGUUUGCCAAAAGGGCACUUUCUUCAACGUGACUAUUUUUUGGGGGUGGGUUAUAAAUGGGUUUUACCAUUCAGCUGUCAUAUACCUAUGCUCCAUUUUCAUAUACAGAUAUGGAAAUGUACUGAGUGGUGGUCAGGUUGCUGAUCAUUGGACCUUCGGUACAGCUGUUUUCACAUCUUGUACACUGACAGCACUCGGAAAGGCUGCAUUAGUGACUAAUCUCUGGACUAAGUUUACUUUGUUGGCUAUUCCGGGUUCAUUUGGUUUUUGGUUGCUAUUCUUCCCCUUCCAUGCUACUGUUGGUCCUCUCAUCAACGUUUCCCAAGAAUACAGAGGAAUAAUUCCUUCGGUUUAUGGUUCUUUAACAUUCUGGGCUAUGACUUUGGUGGUUCCAAUCAUGUGUCUUUUAAGGGAUAUUUUAUGGAAGUACUACAGACGAAUGUACCAUCCGGAAACAUAUCAUUUCGUUCAGGAGAUUCAAAAGUACAACAUACAGGACCACAAACCUAGAGUUACACACUUCCAAAAAGCGAUCCGAAAAGUCCGUCAAGUUCACCGUAUGAGAAAACAAAGGGGAUUUGCCUUUUCCCAGGCCGAUGAGGGCCAAGAUAAACUGGUUCGCCUCUACGACACUACAAAAAAGAGAGAUAUAAAUGGAGUGUUGUGGUGA